Molecule: messenger RNA, 444 nt
Organism: Ogataea philodendri
Lineage: Eukaryota; Fungi; Ascomycota; Pichiomycetes; Pichiales; Pichiaceae
Exons: 1
Coding region: 1-444 (147 amino acids)
Cellular component (GO): mitochondrion
Source: RefSeq, a predicted model, not a curated record
AUGAACUUUGUGCGCUCGUACGCAACCAAGAGCGUGAAGCCGAGCGUUCCUGCUCCGAGUGCGUCGGUUCCCGACGUGGGCACGUUUCUGGCGAAAAUCGGCCGCGGAACGUCCGAAUACACAGACACCUUUGGCAACGACUGGACAAAGUUCUGGAAAAUGGGGUCGAGUCAGAUGAAAGAGCAGGGACUCGAGCCGCGCGCCCGCAAGUACAUUCUGGACUGGCAGGAGCGGUACAGAAAGGGUGUUGAGCCGGUGGAGAUUUCGCGCGGCGUGAAGAAGAACGGCGGAGAACGUAAGAGAAGAAUCUAUUUGGCCGAAAGACGGCUCAAAGACCUAAGAGAACUGGCCCAACUGAAAAGACGGUUCAAGAUUAAGAACAACCUGGAAAAGAGAAAUAGAGAUCGGUUCGAAAAGCUCCACGAAAAACAGAGCCCUGUGUAA